Messenger RNA from Symbiodinium sp. CCMP2456, 339 nucleotides. The record is from the annotation of a GenBank genome assembly. NCBI's taxonomy places the organism in Eukaryota, Dinophyceae, Suessiales, Symbiodiniaceae.
AUGACGCCACAACGGGGCCCUGACGCCGUAAGCUGGGCGAUGGACGAUGACCUGGAGCGCGCUGCGCGAAAGCAUCGCCUGCAACAGCGCCAUGGGGCGAUUCGAGUCGGAGUCUCAGAGCGGACAACGGAGAUUAACAGUGGCACGAAGGCAGGAGAAAGUGAGGAUGAAAAGGCACAGCAGAGGCAGCGGCUGCAGGAGGAGCAGAAGAAGGCUGCUUUGGACGUCUCUCCUGCGAAUGCAGAUGCCAUGCCUUCCUCGAGCAGCAGACCGGCCACGGCCGAGCAGGCUCAGGUGCCGGAGAAGGCUGUUUGCGCCAUUCACUUCCACGUGCGGCUG